ACAACUGAUUGGCAAUAAGUGUUUGAAUGAUUCAAAAAUAGCGCCCAAAGUGUUGGCAGUGUUUGAGUGUUGUGUUGGAGAGAGAGUUGUCGUCGAGUCGUAAGUCGUGUCACAUUUGGUUCACAAAAAGCGCCGACACUUUGAAUGCGUCCGUAAUUUAGGCAUUGAUUUGCGUUCAAAACCAUUGAUUCACUCAUCGAUUGAGACAUUAAGACAUUGUCUCUCAUUGUCGCACAUCUCCAUCACUGGACUCUUCAUUUGAUUCACCAAAAGUAAUCGAUUCAAUCGUUUGGACUCAAGAUGUUUGUCGAGUCGUUAGGUUUCGGCGAUUUGGCCAAAAUGUCCAAAAGGCAGUUGUUAUAUCAAGUGCUCAACUUCGGGAUGAUUGUGUCCUCAGCGCUGAUGAUCUGGAAGGGACUGAUGGUCGUCACCGGCAGUGAGUCUCCCAUCGUUGUCGUCCUCAGCGGAAGUAUGGAACCGGCUUUCCAUAGGGGAGACCUCCUCUUCCUCACCAACUAUAAAGAGGAUCCCAUAAGAGUGGGUGAUAUCGUUGUGUUCAAAGUGGAGGGACGGGACAUACCUAUCGUUCAUCGAGUGCUUAAACUUCACGAAAAAGACGACGGUUCGGUCAAGAUAUUGACAAAAGGGGACAAUAAUUCUGUGGACGACAGAGGACUGUACGCUCCCGGACAGCUCUGGCUCCAGAAGAAGGACAUUGUGGGCCGCGCCAGAGGUACGCUGUGUUGGGUUGUCUCGGAUUAUUUGUUUUGGUUCACAGAGAGUGAGUCCCAAACGGCCUGUCCUUCCGAAAUAGUGCCGCAAAAGCAUUAAUUUAAUUAUUAAAUUGAUUAUUAUAUAUAAGUAUUGUAUGUAAUAAGAGAUUAUAUACACUAUCUAUACAUUAAUUAUAAAUACAUUUUCCAUACAAUCCUUCAAA
Medioppia subpectinata is the source of this 937-nucleotide messenger RNA. The record is from the annotation of a GenBank genome assembly. Lineage: Eukaryota; Metazoa; Arthropoda; Arachnida; Sarcoptiformes; Oppiidae.